Messenger RNA from Anthostomella pinea, 549 nucleotides. The record is from the annotation of a GenBank genome assembly. Lineage: Eukaryota; Fungi; Ascomycota; Sordariomycetes; Xylariales; Xylariaceae.
AUGAGCAUCAUAUCUACCACAUACUCUCCGCUUCCUAUCUCAUCAUUCCUAGCUCAGAACAUCGGCGUGGAUGACAGCAAGGGCAUGCUGUUCAACAACACAAAAGCCGACCAAACGGUUCACGCCCACUGGCAACGGUGGGCGCAAACCCUUCAGAUCUCCCUUGCAUCUUUGCGCCGGACAUGGCGCCUCUCCAUGAAGCCAAGCCAGACAAGCUCGGCACGCCGAGACGCUCACUUGGGCAGCCAAGUCGUUAUUACAUCUGUUAGCGGCGGUCGUAUACGAGACGAAGCAACUGGAAAUAUGACCAGAGUUGUCAGUCAGGCUACCAGCAACCCAGGAUUCAAAAGCCUCCCUGUUGCUUUCGGCGGCAGACACUCACUGGGUCUCAUUGCCGGCAAGAGCGGGCAACCCCUUGCUUCAAGUAAGUCAAAGUCGUCGCCUCACCGAUAUGCCGGCCAGCUCAUCCAAGACCCCUUUCUUGUCAGCCCCAUCACGACGCCGUCGCAGCCCUACCGCGCCAAGGAUACGAGACGGCUGGCCUUCUAA